Messenger RNA from Ogataea polymorpha, 4980 nucleotides. RefSeq lists its product as uncharacterized. The coding region runs from base 1 to 1239 and encodes 412 amino acids. Gene Ontology annotation, cellular component: cytoplasmic dynein complex. The record is from RefSeq and is a predicted model, not a curated record. The transcript has 2 exons. Lineage: Eukaryota; Fungi; Ascomycota; Pichiomycetes; Pichiales; Pichiaceae. Gene Ontology annotation, biological process: transport along microtubule. Gene Ontology annotation, molecular function: dynein light chain binding; dynein heavy chain binding.
AUGAGCCAGUUCCACAUCCCCCAAAACCCGUUGUGCACUCCAAAUGACCCCGUCCACAGCGACAGUCUCACUGAACCCCCCAUCCUACUAGAGAAAUCCACGUCCACAGACGACGAAGAGGUGCACCGUCAACUGGAACAGGAGAUACGUCAAAAGCUCGAGUACGAGAUCCGCAAGCAGUUGCAGCGAGAGUUCGAGCUCAAACAGCAAGCUCAGAACCAUAAACCGGACCUCACGCCCCUCCUGGGAUCGCCGAUACCGCCGCAGAACGAAAACAGGAACAGCAUCUACGCUGCUGCCAAAGAAGAACCUGACGUGACCAGCACAUUUGUGACAGCACAAAAACUGCUCUUCAACGACACGGUUGCGUCGACAGCCGUCACGUCGAUCGACUGGUCGCCGCAUUAUCCUGAACUAAUCGCUGCAGCAUACACUGGCGCACACACACCGUGCUCUAUCCUCGUUUGGAACACUCACACCCUUGCACCGGAAUUCAGUCUCCAAACGUACACAGACAUCGUCGUGGUGAAGUUUGUCAAGUCGCGCUCAAACCAGCUGCUUGCCGGCGGCAUCGACGGCAGGCUGUACCUGUACGAGUUUGACUCUGCUACCAAAUAUCCAGUUACAUCUACAGCUAGCUCUGGCAAGUACCCUGUGGUUGCCAUUUUAGAGACCUCGAAUUCGGUGGUGAGCGUUUCGUCCGACGGCGCAGUUUCUGUUCACUCGAAGAACCUCAUGACGGCCAUUUCACGCUCCCGGCUCGCGCUGGGCCAGAAAUUCCACAUUACAGCGUGCUCCAUCAAACAGAACCAUCUGCUGCUGGGCCUUUCCACGGGCAAGGUGUACAGAGUCGAGCUGGGGUCGCUGGACGAUCCAGCCGCGCUGCAGCUGCUGUCUGCGACGGCGUAUCCGCUGCCGGUGGUGUGCAUUGACCAUAACGCGAAAACGGCCGUUUCAUGCGCGUUAGACUACAAAGUGAAGGUUUUCGAGAACGACGAGCUUCACACAAUUAACACCUCUAACCUCGUGGCCGAUAUCAGUCUGGACCGCGAGUCGCAGACGUUUGUCACGGUGGGGCCCGACGGGGCGGUCGAAUUCUGGAAUUUGGACGAAAACAGACACGCGAGUCUGGGCUCCAUGAAUCUGGGCGUGCCCCUCAACAGGGUAGAAUGGAGUCCCGACGGGCGUGUUUUCGCUUGCGCCGCGGCAGAUGGCCACGUCUACCUAGAAAUUCUGUAGUUAGCAAUAAUGUAUUCGUUACACAGCGAGUCCUGCGCGCGCAGAUAUACCGAUCUCGCCAAACAGCCUUUCCUGGCUCAGCUCGACCGAGUCACCGGUAGCAAGCACCAGCAGCUCGAAAAACGUCCGUGUGGUCUCUCUCUUCGGGUUGCGCGACAGCGGCUCGGCUGAGUCCAUGUCACGGGCCACCAGCUCGCUGAACGUGGUUGCCGGCUUGUCUGCCAGCAGCCCGCGCAACUCCUGGGCGACUUUCGCGGUUGCACGUGACACUGUUUGCGAGUCGCUGACAUUGUUUGUUUGGAACGACUCGAGCUCCUGGUCGAGCUCCGGCAGGUCCUGUGGCACAGCGGGCUCAACCACCUCCUCGAACGCCGCAUCUUCGGUCCCAACAUCGAACGAGGGCAGCUGCAGACUGACUUCAUUUUCCGGGGCCGGCUCGACUUGUUCUGUCUCGUCUGUCCUUCUCCUCUUGAUAACAGGCAUUUCGAGCGCACCAAAAGUGAGACACCGCGGUUUUGCAAGUUCGAUCACGUUUUCCAGAUCUCCGGCCCGCUCCUCUGCCACCGGCGGCGCAGGGUAGUUGGCCUGGUACUCGCGGAUCAGCUCGCCCGGUAUCUCAAUUUGCUCGUCCAUGAUCACACGCUUGCGCGACGUGCGCACCACGUCCACGUUCUCAAACACAGGCGCGCGUCUCGUACGCUUGUCGGAAAUUAGAUCGAUUUGGAUUUCUGGCCCCAGCGGGUCGCCAUGGCCAGGGGUGGCCGGCUCGUUUUCAUCGAUCUCGAGAACAGGCUCGUGGAAGUCCGGCAGUUCGAAGUCAGGGACGUCGUUCAUUUGCUGCGACGCGUUGGCCUCGUCGUCGGCUCUACCCAGCUCGACUGACGCGUCGCGGUCGACGUCCAUGGCGUCGCCAAGGUCGAAAUCGAGGUUCAGCUCGAGAUCGUCCUGGACGCCGUCGAGCUCAUCGACCUCGGCGCGUCGCGGAACUUCCACCGAACGGUCGAAAGUGGUCGACUCCUCGGGCAGCUGCGUCGGCUGCGUCGAUCGCUGAGUGUUGAAUAUAUCGUCAAAAUUCAGCGGCUCCUGGUACAGCAGGUCGGUCUCGGUGACGGUAUCCUGCAACGUCACGGCACGCAUCGACGGCAGGACGGUCGAUUCGGCCGGCAGGAUCACCGACUGCGACGCCCUGAACGACGACUUGAGCUUUAGAAUCGCGUCUGUCACGUCGUCUAGCAAAUACUUAGCCUUGCGGGAAUAGAUUCGCACCACUCCGUACAACAAUUGGCCCGUCAAGCGCAGCGCCAGUGGCUCUGUGGACACACUGCUGCUAGACACAAUCGCCCUAGUGCUCUCGGAGAUAUCUGUAUUGAGCAGCUGGUGUUUGGUGAGCUUCUUCUCGAGGUUCGCUGCCAGCCACACGUAGGCCAGCGGACCCUCGCGAGAAAGCAGCUGUUCAGAGUAAAACAUGCAAAGAAGAGCAAUGAGAAAUGAGAAAUGUUGAGGAAUGUUUUUUUUCCAUGCAAUCUUGGAACGCGUUGGUCGCGAAUGUAAAUAAAAAAUUAUUUCGCGAUAUUCCAGCUUGGGAGCCAAUUCAGGUAAGCGUAAUCCGACGCCCUGCCGGACAUGCCCAGACACAACGGGCUAAAGUACCAGAAUAGGUACCCGACAAGAGCGUAAAGAAUGCUGUAGAUCACAUAUCUGAUUCGCAAUGAGCCCGUAACGUACUCUACCACAAACCCGGCCACGUACAUGGCAAAAUACAGAGCAGGCAUGUAGUGAUGCACGUAGGUGACGCGGCCCAUCACGAUGAACGGCAAAUAGUGCAACAGCCAGCCAACAAACGGCACCAGACCACAUAUCGUGAAUUUCCAGAGCUGGUCUGCAGUAACCACCAGUUGUUGUCGCUGCCACAGCAGCAGCAGUCGCACCACCAGCAACACAAACCCGCCCAGACAUGCCGUGGAAAACCACGUCGUGAACGGGUGGCUCAGCAGGUAGUACUUGGUCAGGUGUGGUCCCCACGAACACAUGCGCAGUCCCACGAGCGCAAACGGCCACUGCCACCAGAACGACGCGAUUUCGUCGUGUUUGUGCACGUCGGGCACGAGCGCGUUGUUCGACGCAAGCAUGCCGUGCUGCACCAUGAAAAAGUCCACCAGAAAGCGCGGGCUCGGAUACACGUAGUCGCUUUCAACGGCCAGAUCGUCGUUCUCGUGCAUCUCGAUGUUCCACAACGUCGAUCUGUCAAACGGCAGCCUGGUGUCCGGACGACACACCACCUCGCCCUGCUUGAAGCCCCACGUUGGGUACGACUCUCCUGUUGUGGCUAGGUAGCAGCCCAGCACUUUGUGGCGCAGCUUGAAGGUUGUAGUGAGCGGGUGAACCGCGUUAUAAAACUCUGGGCCAUUUUCGGUGGCCGCGUAGCUUUUAUUUCCAGAGUGCAGUUGCUCGACAAUUUCCACCACCCAAUCGUCCUUGGCGUCGCCGACAGUCUCGUCGCCGUACCCGCUCACCUCCCAGUACCUCUCAGAGACGUGUGCAUGGAUGGCAUGCGAGUGGAGGUUGGCCUUGGUGAGCUCGUGCUGCAGCCUGAUGGCGUCUCCGUUCUGGAUGAACGGGCCGUAAUUGCGCUGUGUUCUUGCCGGCCGCACGAUAAAGUUGUUAUUCGCGUCCUUGAACCCGUACGUCGUCACCUGGUGCUGCUCGGAGCCGGCAGGAUACUUGGACGGGUGCGAAUGGAGUAAAUUAGGCGACUUGCCUUGAGAACGGAUGGUGAUCUUUGAAUCAAUUACCAAAUUUCGUGGAUAGUUCCCCACGUCGGUGUCCUGCAUGCUGGCCUGGUAGAGUGAUGACAGCGAGCCGGUACCUGAACCCGGUUUGUACAGCAGGGCAAAGUGGAUCUUGAAGAAAAUUAGAUACACCAGAAACGGGAGCAUAAUCAGGCCCACGAUUCUGUAGAUCCAGCUUUUUGCGUAUCUGUGCAAUUUGAACUUUGGGCUCCAAAACUUCAGCCACAGUUCCAGAACCGUGUACAGUCCCACCAAGGCCGUCACAAACAGACCCACCCAUUUCACGGAGCACACACAUCCAAUGGAGACUCCGGUAAUACAGAGCCAGCCAACCCAUUGAGCGGAAAACUCCCUGUUUCGCAAGUUGUGCAGCUUUGCAAGACAGUACAGCGUAGUGGCCGUAAAAAAGAGCAGCGACGAGUCCAGCAGAAUAAAUUUGCUCAGGGAAAUGUACGACAGUUCCAAACAGCACAUCAACGAGAUAAGAUACGUUGUCAGUAGCGAAUAACCCAUUUCCUUGCACGUAAAGUAGCAAACAGGCACCACCAGACUGCCAAACCACGAGCCAUACCAUCUUACCCGCGCAUAAUCGAAUGCAACAGGGUACCUGCUACCGCUCUCGAAAUUGAAAUUUUCAAUAGUUCCAUUAAAGCCGGCAAGAUAUUCGCUAAGUCCGCAAAGCAUUUUGCCCAAAGGAGGAUGCACGUCGUGGUAGUAUUCAUGUUUGAGAUACUGCGAGCCGAACUUGCCAAAAUGUGCCUCGUCCCAGACCACGUUGGGGUUUUUCUCGAGACCAUACAAUCGCAGAUAGGCCCCCAGCAUGGUGAGGAGAGUGGGCCCAACGACAGACUCCAGCGCCGCCCAGAACGUCCAAACACCGGUGUUCUGCGCAAUGUGUUUGGACUUCUCCAAUUCCUCGAGAGGCUUGCUGGACACAGUCUCUUCCGGAAGC